Tarenaya hassleriana is the source of this 801-nucleotide messenger RNA. RefSeq names its product gibberellin-regulated protein 2. The record is from RefSeq and is a predicted model, not a curated record. The coding region runs from base 16 to 318 and encodes 100 amino acids. The transcript is spliced from 3 exons. Lineage: Eukaryota; Viridiplantae; Streptophyta; Magnoliopsida; Brassicales; Cleomaceae.
AUAUUGUGAAGUAAAAUGCUUUCAGGCAUGGCCAUCCUCAAGACAGCAGCUCUUCUGUUACUAAUCGUCUAUUGUAUCUCCACCUACGAGAACGUUCAUGCUGCAGAAGACCUCAACCUUAACGCCAGUAAAAUCGAUUGCAAGGGGAGAUGUAUGUAUAGAUGCAGCAAGGCGUCGAGGGCAAAGAUGUGCGUAAGGGCAUGCAACACUUGCUGCGUACGUUGCAACUGUGUGCCUCCUGGAACUUCAGGGAACACUCAUCUCUGUCCGUGCUAUGCCUCCAUGACCACCCAUGGUGGCUGUCUCAAGUGCCCUUAGAUCUAUUAUAUAUACACAUAUAUAUCGUCAUCCGCAUGUACACACUUUUAUUUAUGUAUAUAUGUAUGUAUCUUUUGUCUCUAAGUUUCCAGUUCUAUGUAUAACUUCUAAUGUAUAUAUGUAUGUGUAUAUGUACAUAUUGGGUUUCCCGACCUGGGCGAAUAAAUCUCUUUCCCGUCGUACUUCGAGACUACUUUGUAUCGGUUCGAUCUGAAACGGUUUUGUUAUAUUAAUUCUAAUUGGUUCAGACCGGUUCGGUUUGGUUCCUGAACCGAACUGUACAAAAUUCGAACCGAUGCGUUUUCUUUACUUUAUAUCUGUUCGAUUUUAACCAAUAAAACAAAAUCGAACCGAUACUCCUUCAAUCGGUUCGGUACAAUUCGGGAGUAAAUUACCUGAACCGAAAUGGCCGGUGAUCCGGUUAGUCAAAUUCCCAUGUCUGGGGAACGACAUCGAUCGUUGGUGUUUCAUGUUUCCUGUUUC